Molecule: messenger RNA, 516 nt
Organism: Lactuca saligna
Lineage: Eukaryota; Viridiplantae; Streptophyta; Magnoliopsida; Asterales; Asteraceae
Source: the annotation of a GenBank genome assembly
AUGCGAGAAUUCGUUGGAUUGCUCUCAGUAGAAGGGGGAAAUAUUGGUUCCAACAGACCUACCUCGCCUUCCCAGCUGGGUGUUAGGGUCGUUUCCCCGGUCCGUUUACCGGCUCCGGCUUCUUUAGUUUUACCUGUGGAUGUACAAGCAAAAAAAGGUACUGCCCCUAUUCAGAAAAGACAGAUUUUACGUGUGGUGCUAUCGUCGGACAAGGAGACUGAAUCGAAUGAUGCGGGGCAUUGUCCUCGCAAGAUGCAUAAGACUGUGUCCAUAGCCAAGCUUCUUGGUGGUAUCGACAAUGUUCUUGGCGAUAGAUUUUCUAUGCCUGGCCAGAAAGAGAAAGAGGUGGUGCCUAGUUUUCAAUCACAUCGCCUUUGCCAUUUACCGGUUUACUCUCAAUUGAUCUCAGUUCCGGCUCCGUGUUUAGGGGUGUACUCGGCUCACCUGGAGGUUCUUCCCAACCGGAGAAGCCUACCACGGUUGACGAGGCCUAUGCUCAGGGGUAGGAGAUACUAG